Molecule: messenger RNA, 499 nt
Organism: Uranotaenia lowii
Lineage: Eukaryota; Metazoa; Arthropoda; Insecta; Diptera; Culicidae
Exons: 2
Coding region: 80-427 (115 amino acids)
Source: RefSeq, a predicted model, not a curated record
AUCACUGCUGACAACAUCAACAUAACAACAACAACCGCAAAGAAAUUUUCGUUUUUCGCGAUCAAAGUGGAACUCCCGGAUGCCGUUCAAGAAGCACCUUCUCCGGUUCGGCAACCGGCAAUCGGCAGCUGCAAUCAGGAAAACGGACACCAGCGAUGUUCCAACAGCAACAUCCUGGAGGAGAAAAGUCACGCUGGGAGAAGCCCUCCUGACUUUUGGAUCCAGUAGCUACGCCAACGUUCGGGUGGACACGGGCACGGACACGGUUGGUGUGUCUGAAAUGAGACCUGCACCUAGUGGAGGAGCUAAGCAGCAAGAAAUUCAAACCUUCAGUCGAAAGGGACUUGGCACCCGCCGCUCCAGGGAAAUUCCAGCUCCAUUCAACCAUUCGCACACCCGGUGUUUAUUGAUGGAUUUAUCGAGUUGAUGGUAACUGUUUAUUAUUAGUGCAUAUGUUAUAGAAGUGAUUAAAGUGUAUAAUAAAAAUGAAUAUAAAAUC